Messenger RNA from Daktulosphaira vitifoliae (grape phylloxera), 2587 nucleotides. RefSeq names its product 1-acylglycerol-3-phosphate O-acyltransferase Pnpla3-like. The coding region runs from base 381 to 2171 and encodes 596 amino acids. Gene Ontology annotation, molecular function: triacylglycerol lipase activity. Gene Ontology annotation, biological process: triglyceride catabolic process; lipid homeostasis. Lineage: Eukaryota; Metazoa; Arthropoda; Insecta; Hemiptera; Phylloxeridae. The record is from RefSeq and is a predicted model, not a curated record. The transcript has 12 exons. Gene Ontology annotation, cellular component: membrane; lipid droplet; cytoplasm.
AGGAAGACAAAAAAUAACAACGCGACACUGCACAACAAGGCCUAGCAAAAAUUGUUUGACACUGUUUUUAAACGUAGACAAAUAAAUUGUUAUGUGAAGAGUGGGAGAGGCACGUGGUAUGGAUGAAUCAAAAGGAACGAUAGGCAUCUAUUGUACGACAGUAAUUCUGUGGACGAGGUGUUCGUAAUAACGGCCGAAGCAUUUUUCUUAUUUAAACUAUAAAUAAUAAAUUAAUAUCAAGUUUAUUUUCAGUAUUUAAUUUUAUUGCGUAUAUUUUUAUAGGAAAAUCGUAUCUAUAUAGUUUGAUAUAGUAGUCUUUUUAUUUUGUCUCGGAAUUAUCGCUAAACUAAAAGUUAUAUAUAUUAUAUAAAGUAAUCAAAAUGGUUCAGCCGAUUAUUCAACAUAAUUUGAACGUAUCAUUUUCGGGUUGUGGAUUUUUAGGGAUUUACCACAUUGGCGUGGCAUCAUGCUUGAAAUCAUAUGCACCUCAUUUGUUGGACAAUAAACUUUGUGGAUCUUCAGCUGGAGCUAUCGCUGCCUGUUGUUUAUUAUGUGACCUUCCUCUUGAAUUAAUUACAAGUCAUACCAUAGACAUUAUUAAAGAAGCGAGAUCUAAAACUCUUGGUCCAUUUAGUCCUUCCAUGAAUAUGUCGGAACACCUAUAUUCUCGUUUAAAUGAGGAUAUACCAGAUGAUGUACACGAAAGAGUUACUGGUAAAUUAUUUGUAUCUUUAACAAGAGUACCAGAUGGUAAAAAUGUUAUUAAGUCUGAAUUUUCUACAAAAGAAGAAGUAAUACAGACAUUAUUAGCAAGCGCUUUUAUACCUGUUUUUUCUGGAUAUGUACCACCAAUGAUAGGUGAAUACAGAUAUAUAGAUGGUGGUUUUAGUGACAAUUUACCUAUAUUAGAUAAACAUACAAUAACUGUGUCACCUUUUAGUGGUUUAUCUGAUAUUUGUCCUCAAGAUAACUCAGAUCUUAAAUAUUUAGUGAAUAUAGCAAACAAUAGUUUUGAGUUAACUAAAUCUAACUGUUUUAGAUUAGCUAGGAUAAUGUUUCCUCCUGAGCCAGAGAUGGUUUCUCAAUUAUGUAAUCAAGGAUUUGAUGAUGCUCUUCGAUUUUUACAAAAAAAUAAUUUAAUCAAUUGUAAAGUAUGUGUAGUACAACGAUUUUCAUUCGAAUUUAGAAAAAAUAAUUCUAAUGAGUCCACUAAAGAUGAUUCAUGUUGCUAUGAUUGUAAAUGGAAUAAUGCAUAUGCUAAAGUACAAGGAAUGCCUUACUCAAUUACUUAUGUAUUGGAUCGUUAUAUAGAGUCUCAUAACAACAUUUUUAGUUGGAUUUUUAAAAUGAAAGGGAUGCGUAUUAUAUCAUUACUUUCACUGCCUUAUUUUAUAGCUGCUGAUGUAGCUUAUGCAUUUGUUCAAAAAGUUAUAAGUUCCUCACAAAAUUUACAAAAUUGUAUAUGGACUCUCUCGAAAUACAUCAUUAACAGUUUACUUCAUUUUGUUGAUGUAUUCAGUCAAAAAGGUUUAGAAUUUGUUGGCAAAGUGUUAUCUUAUAGUUAUGUUUCCAUUGAAAAUCAUGCUAAACAAACUCCUUAUUACUAUUUUUAUAAUGAAAGACUUGAGGACUUAAAAUGCAUUAGAUGUUCAAAAAAUAUCUUGGAAUACUUUAAUGAUUUUCAUCAAGCCACAUCUGCAAUUGUUAUAGAUGGACCUGGUUGUAUUUCUUCUGAACUAGAUUUGUAUAAUCAACAAGUGAAAUCUGUAAGAUCUAGAAAGCACUCUACUAGACAUUGGACCCUUUCUUUGUCACCAGAUUUAGUUUUGACUACUUCAAAUGAGAGUGUAUCUGAUAAAACUGUUACCACUGCUAGUAUUGGAUCAGCAGAAGAACUUUGUCAACUUAAAUAUGAUUUGCAAAAAGGCGAGGGAGCUUUAGAAAAAUUCAUAGCUGAUGUAGGUAAUCAAGAGCCCUUAGUUGUUUACCACUAUGGACAAGAUUUAAAAAAUGUGAACACAAUUGAUAAUUUGGAUGGAAAAUUUUCAUUAAAUGAUAUUGAUGAAACAGCUGAAGUUUUAAAAAUUGAUGGAUUUAUAAUAUCAACACAAUCUAAAAAUACUUCUGAUUUUUUAGAUAACAUAGUUGAAGUUGAUCCAAUUAAAUAUUAGAAAAUAAAUGUUUCAAGAUACUCAAAAUUUUACAAAUAUGAGAUAAAAAUUUGUUUUUAGCUAAAUGUUUGCAUUUUUCUCUCAAAAUUUUAUUGAAUUACUACUUGAAAGCCAAUGAUGAUAGAAUUUCAAAGUCAAAUUUUUCAUUUUAUAUCAUACUUAAUGGUUAUGUUUUUCAAGAGUUGUACAUUAUACCAUCAUAACAUGUGCAUAUUAAUUCAAUUUUUUUCACUAAGCAACACUUCAAUUAAUGGUUAUGUGUUUUAAACUCUGACAAUUGUGUAUUAUUUAAAUGAAAUUAAUUAAAUUUGAUAUUUUUAAAUUGUAAUGAUUAUAAUUAAAAAUACCAAUAUUGGAUAUUUCAUUGUAACUUGUUUUAAAUCUAAUGAAAAUAUAGUAUUAAUUUUUUGUAUAGU